AUGCUGAUGGCUGGAGCGGGCGAGUGGUCGUACGACAGCAUCCGGCCCCCGCGCACUCUGGACCGCCUUCAGGCGCUGGUGCGCGCCAGCUGCUGCGCCGCCGCCGCCGGCGACACGCUGCAGCCCCUCGCGUGCGGCGCGAGCGUCAGGGCACUCGCGGCGGCGUUUGAGCGGGACGCGUACGUGGCGGCUCUCAAGGGGGCGGCCGAUCUGGUGAACGACGCCGCGGCGGCGCGCGCGUGGCUGGCGGGCCUGCAGGCGGUGCCGUCGCUGGUGGCUGUCGGGCCGCUGGCGUUCGACGCGGCCGAUGCGGCGGCGCGGCUGCUGCCAGCGGCGGCCGCGCUUGCGAGCGGCCUCUCGGGCCUGCUGCUGCCUUGCUGCCUCCGCCUCUGCGCCGCGGCGCGCGCCGAGCUGCAGUCGCUGUCCGCCUCGCUGCGCCAGCGCCCCGACACCGCCGCCGGCUUUGCCGACUGGCUGGCCGCCCACGAGCCGCACCUGCGGCGCGACGGCGCCGCGGGGCAGCGGCUGUCGGCGGAGUGCGACGCGCUGCGGCGGGCAGACGAGAUGCUCAGGACGCACUACCACGCCGCCCCUGGCGCGGGCCCCGGCGGCAGCGGCGGCUCGGCCGUGGCUUCGCAGGGGGAGCUGGCGACGGGCGCCGCGCCGCGGCCGUCUGCCACGGACGUGCGCGCCGCGGGGCGCGCGCUGGAGGGCGUAAGGGACGCGCUGGCCGGGUACAAGGACGCGUGCGGCGCAGCAGAGCGGCACGCGGCGGCCGCGGCGCGCGCGCACGCGCCGGCGGUGGCGGGGCAGCUCGAAGAGGCGGAGGGGCGGAUUGUCGCGCUGCUGACGACGGCGCGCCGCGGCCCGGCAGCGAGCCCCGCCUGCGAGCCCGCAGAGGCAGCUGCAUUGCUCGAUGCAAUCGAGCGCGACGUGGCGCGGGGGGCGUCCGCUUGCGAGCGCCUGCUGGGCGCCGCUGCGCUGCUGCGGGACGCCGCCGUGCGGCGCCGCGCCCAGUCGCUGCGCGACCUGCUGUCGGCGGCGCCGGCGCUGCUGGCCGCCCCGCGCGCCGCGCGGGCCGCGGCGGCGGGGUGGAGGGACGCUGUGGCGCGGCUGGCGGGGGCGGGGGCGGGGGACACGGCGGCUUGCGCGGCGGCGCUGAGGGGGCUCGGAGAGGCGGAUGCUGAGCUGGCAGCGGUUACCAAGGCCUGGGGGGCCAAGCAUGUGAGCGACGACCCCACAAGCGCCGCCUCCGCCACCCCUGAGGAGGCCGCCUUCGCCGCCGCCACCGAGCUCGAGCGCCGCGGCUGGGCCGGGCGCCUGCCGGCUGCACGCUUGCUCUGUGAGGGCCACGGCGCCGCGGCGCUGCGGCCUAGGCAUGCCGCCAUGCUCUGCGCGCUGCUGCUGCCGCAGGGCACAGCGUCAGCCAGCGGCCUGACGAGCGGUGGCGGGAAACUAGGGGUCGCCACCGACACGGCUGGCGGGGGGGACGCCAGCGGCUCGGGCGAUGGUUGUAACGCCACUGCCACCCGCUGGGGCGACGCGCUCGACGAAGAGUGCGGCCUGUCGCUGGAGCAGCUGCUGGGCAGCUACGCCCUCCUGCCUCGGGGCGCGGGCGAUGCCAACGGCUCGGAAGGCGUUGGGCCGCCGGCGCUGCCGCCCAAAGGCGGCGGCGGGAGCGGCGACGCGCUGCAGGAGUGCGAGGGGCGGCAGGUGGAUGGCAGCAACAGCACAUCACUGGGAGGGGCCGCGCGGCUCGAGGCGUCUGGGGGAAGCUUCCUCAGCGCCGCUGACCUGGCGACCGCCUGCAGCCGCGGCCCGAGGGCCAUGGGGGUGCUGGCGUCUGUCCUGCGGAUCGCGGCGGCAGAGGCGGAGCUUAACACAGAGCUCGGGGGCAUCGAGGCGGCGCUGCGUUUGCUGCGCCUACGGCUGAGCCGCGGUCGUAUGGCCGGAUGCCUGCUGCUGCUCAACUUGGGGCAGCUGUCUGGCGAGCUGGAGGGCGCCGCGGCGGGCGCGCUGCGACGCGCGGCCGGCGCGUUUGGGGCGCCGGGGGUGGCGGCGAGGCUGGCGGGGGUCGGGGCGCUGAGGGCGCGGCUCGCGGGGUGCGUUCGGGACUGCCACAGCUGCCAGGAAGCCGUUCUGCAGACCCAUGCGGUGCUGCAGCUGCCGCCAGGCCGGCACGGCCUGCCGCCAGCUGCGGUGCGCGCGCAUGUCGCGCGGUUCAAGGCCGCGGUGGAUGGGUGGAGCCAGGCGGUGCUGCGUGCCGCCUCGGAGCGCCCCGCGCGGCGGAGCGGCUCCGGCGGCGGCGGCGCGGCGGGCGAGGGCGGCGGAGGGCUGGCGGCUGCUGUGGUGCUGUCUGAGUGGGCGGGGAAGCUCGGUGCGGCGGCGCGGGCGGCUUUGCUGCUGGUGGAGGAGCCGGUGCUGCUGAGUCAGUGUGAUGUCAGCGCUGCCGCCGCUGCCGCCGGCGAGGGCGAGCCUGAGGGCAGCGGCGGAGGCGGCGCGUCGCUGGCGGCGGCUCUGCAGCAGGUGGUGGAGCAGGCGGCCGGCAGGGUGAGGGCUGCGACGGCGGAGGCGGUGGCGCGGCUGGCGGCGUCGGCAGAGGCCGACCCCCUCGCAGCGAUGGAUGACCUGCCCCUGCAGUCCGUCCUCCUGGCGGACUGCGCGGCCUGGACUGCCACGGUCGAGGCCGCGCUUGGCGCAGACCACGAACACACGGCCGCGCUACCACGCCCCACUGCGUCCGGCGGCCGCCGCCCAGCGCUCGCUGUGCUGCAGGAGCGCCUGGCUCUGCGGCUGGAGUCGCGCGCGCACGCGCUGCGGCGCUGCUGCUGCACCGGCGCCGGCGCGGGCUCGGGCGGCGGGAGCGAUCCCGGGGCGGCGCAGGGCCCUCGCUCCAGCCGGAGCGGGGCCGGCGGCGGCGAUGGCGGGCGGCCCGGCGCCUGGCAGGCGCCGUCGUCGCCGCCGCAGCAGGCGCCGGCCUGUGGCAGGCAGCUUCCAGGCAGGAGCAGUAGCGCUGGGGUGGGGGAGGAGCCUUGCGAAGGGCAGUCCCCAAGCAAGCCAGGGACCAGCAACUCAUGCAGUGGCGCUCGCAGCUGUGCGCCGCCCUCAGAGGCGCGCGUCCGCCUCCUGUCCGCGCUCGUGCGCGCGGCGGCGCUGCAGAAGCACGCGGUGGCGGCGCUGCGGCGCUGCGGGCUGGGGCAAGGGCGUGGUGGGUGGGGGUGGUGGCAGCAGCUGCGCCACUACUGGGACCCCGAGCAACAGGCCAUGAUGGUGCGCUUUGGCCAGUGCCAGGCAGCCUACGGCUUUGACUACCAGCCUCCCUCUGCGCUGGCCGCGGGCCACCUCCUGCCUUUGGACGGCCGGCUGCUUGCCGCCUGCGCCGCGCUGCAGACGUCGCCCUUCGUAGCCCUCGACCCGCACGCCUGGGCGGCCGCGCCCGACACCGCCGCCAGCGGCGACGAUGGCGGGGCGCCGGCGGACGGCGCCAUCGCAGUGCCGGCGCCGGCCGCAGCUGCUGCUGCGGCGCAGGCGCUUGGGCGCCGCUUCUGCUGGCUGGAGGCCGGCCCAGGCACCAGUGCCGUCGAAGUGGGCUCGUGGGUGCAGGCUGUCGCUGAGGGCGGGGCGUGGGGCUGCUUGUCGGGCCUGGAGCGCAUGCCAGGGGAAGAGGCGCUGCGGGCGUUGCAAGGAAUGUGGGAGCGGCAGCAGCAGCAGCAGCAGCAGCAGCAGCAGCAGCAGCAGCAGCAGCAGCAGCAGCAGCAGCAGCAGCAGCAGCAGCAGCAGCAGCAAGACGUGUGCAGCGGGCUCUCGGCCCCAGAUGAUUGCGCGCUGCUGGUCCUGGACUGCCGAUCGCUGGCCGCUGCUGCUGAGGCGGCGCACAUGCUGGGCGUCGGCGGCGGUGGCGAGGGCGGCGGCGCCUUCGGGCGUCCGCUGGCGCGGCCGCUGCUGCGCGCGCUGCCGGGCUGCGCGGGGGUGGUGGUCGAGUGCGGCCCUGAGGCGUGGCAGCCGCUGGGUGCUGUGGUGCAGACUACAGCACCUCGGGGCAGCAGCGGCGGUGGCUCCGGCGACACCCUGCCAUUUGGCCCCCUGGGCGGCCUGCAUGUCGACCGCCCAAUCCUCGACGUGCCCGCCGAGAUCCGGCGCCGCCUCGCGGCCGCGCUGCGGCCGCUGCAGGUGUCCCGCGGUGACGCCCCGCCGGGGCGCGGCCGCGGCGACGGCGACGGCGGUGGCGCGGCGACGCACGCGGCGGUCAUGGCGCACGACGUGCAGCGGCUGGGGGCUCUUCUGAUCGACCUCACCAGCGCCGGCCUGUCCGCGGCUGAGGACAGCGGCGGCAGCGGGGACGAGGCAUGCGCGGAGGGGGAGCUGCUGAGCGCCGCCGGCGAAGCAGUCGCGGUCGUCGCGUCCCAGUGGCGCCGCUCGCGCCACACGUGCCCUGAUGACGUCGCCGCGCCAGCGGUCGCAGCGCGGCUCGUGCUGCAAGCGGCGGCAUGGACACUGGCCGGCCGCUGCCCGGGCGGCGGCGCCGGCGGGGGCGGCGAUGCGCGGCCGCGGCGGCUGCUGUGUAUCCUUGAGGCCGUCGCCGCCGGCGCGGGCUUUGGCGAGCAGCUGCCGCCAGGCGGGCGCGGCCUACUGGGGGGUCGAGUCUGCCUCAACACUGGGCGCUGGGUGCCUUGGGUUCACAGUUCCCAGGCUGUCGCGUUUGGGCCCGGGGUAGAAGGGGCGGGCACCGAGGAGGCAGCAGCGACUCAGAGAAGCGGCGUCCCGCCGGCGUUUGGCUUGCUGUCAUGGCCGGAGGAGGCCGCCGGCCGCGUCAUCGCGGGCAGCGAGCGCGCCGCGGCGCUGCGGCACGUGGUGGCGGCGUGGAUGGAUGCCGGGCUGGCGCCGCUGGUGUUCGGCCCCGCGGGCUGCGGCAAGCGGACCGCGGUGUGGCAGCUUGUCAGUAGCCGCGGCUGCGGCGGCUUGGGCGAUUCGGGCGCCUCGCCGGCGCUGCUGCGGCUGUCGGCGGCGACAGCAAGGGCUGAAGCAUCAGAGCUGCUCCAAGGGCUGGAGAUUGAGGCAUGCUGCGGCGGUGAAGCGUGCACACCGCACCCGCGGCUGCAGGCUACGAGGGUGGUGGUGGCAGAGGGCCUGCACCUGCUUCCCUCCAUUGGCGGCGGCGAUGGCGGCGGCGACAGCUGCAUUGACGGCAUCAACGGACGCAUUGGCAGCAGCAGCAUUGGCAGCAGUGGCGGCGUUUGCCAGGUGCUGCUGCGGCUGUUCGAGGGUGAUAGAGCUGCGGCGGCAGAAGAGGGCUGGGCGCCGGCGGUGCGGGUCGUGGGCACUGCAGACUUGCAGGAGGGGAAGCCGCCGAGCAGCUGCUGCCCGGACGCGCGGCUCAUGCGCCGCUUUUCGCCGCUAAACGUGGUGUGCUUCGCUGGCUUGGACGACGGCGGCGGCGGCGGCGGCGGCGGCGAUGAGAGCAGCUGUGGACCCCCGCUGGGCCUUCGGCCAACAGGCGCGCUCGUCAGCGCGGAGGCCGCUCUGCGCGCAGUGUCUUGCCGCGCGGCCCGCUGCCUCCGGGCUGCGGUGUCGCGGCAGCCGCAGCCGCAGCCGCAGCCGUCCAGCAGCGGCGGCGCGCUGCAACCCGGCGGCGCCGCGUUGGUACCGGCGCGCUGUGACUUUGCACAAGGCCUGGAGGCGCUGAGGGGCCGGCGGCUGGAGGCCGAUUUGUUCCACGUCUGCAGGGACGUCUUUGGCAGUGUCAUCAUGGCUGCCGCUACGCGUGACCUCGAGCCUGGCGCGGCCUUGGGUGCUGCGCGGGGCGGAUGGCACCAGGGGCACGUGCUGGCGGCAGUGGAGCGCGCCCUCGCGCGCGCGGCGGCGGCGGUGGCGGCGCGCGCUGCGGAGGAGGCCGCCGCGGCGGAGGACGAGGCCGCGGCGGCGGCGGCGGCGGUGGGGUGCGCACCGGGGCCGGGCGAUGGCGGCGGCGGAGUCAGCAGAGGCGACUCGGUCUCGUCUUGCUCUGACAGGGUGGCGGCUGCUGACGUCUGCGCCUGGUGA
Messenger RNA from Monoraphidium neglectum, 6039 nucleotides. RefSeq lists its product as hypothetical. Gene Ontology annotation, cellular component: nucleus. Gene Ontology annotation, molecular function: transcription coactivator activity. The record is from RefSeq and is a predicted model, not a curated record. The transcript is spliced from 10 exons. Bases 1 to 6039 code for a protein of 2012 amino acids. Gene Ontology annotation, biological process: positive regulation of transcription by RNA polymerase II. Lineage: Eukaryota; Viridiplantae; Chlorophyta; Chlorophyceae; Sphaeropleales; Selenastraceae.